This is a messenger RNA of Aedes albopictus (Asian tiger mosquito), 3354 nucleotides long. RefSeq lists its product as uncharacterized. The record is from RefSeq and is a predicted model, not a curated record. The transcript is spliced from 2 exons. The coding region runs from base 931 to 2985 and encodes 684 amino acids. Lineage: Eukaryota; Metazoa; Arthropoda; Insecta; Diptera; Culicidae.
GCUGUGUGCAUUCGAAAUGCAAAUAUCAAAUGCGGGAGCACCAAAUGCGGUAAGAUUUUCUAACAUGUAACCCGAUGUCAGUGGGAGCUUUUGAAUCCUAGGUGUAGUAUAUUACUUGCGCAUCCCUUGCGCUUUCCGAAAUGUCAGACGACAAUCGAGAGCCGAAGGGCUCGAAAGCGAUUAUAAUAUAUUAGACAUCAGUCUAUUCAGAAACCUAGCUCAACACAGUCGUUUUAUAGAUAACCAAUCCUAAUCGAAAGAAGCUCUUUAUCUUUGGCCCAUAUUGAUCCGCGUCCGCCGUAGUAAGUCCGCCUAAGUCUUCCACUUUGAGUUUACAAAUACCGUACAUAAAAGUGACGACGAGGUAAAGCGGUAUCUUGUACGCGUGUGAGACGGAAAAGUGUGUGGGAGGUGUCGACAUUCACCAAUCGCCAGCGCGAACAUUACAUCUCCAACAGACAAGUGGUGACUGACGGAACGAACAACAUUGGAACGGAGAAACAAUAACGGCUCAUCCUGCGGUAGUGACCACGCCGGAUUCGACGAAAAACUGGGAGUUGUGAGUGUUCCUUGGCGCUACGAAAGUAGAGUGAUCAGCACAGCAAAAGUGCGACCUUCCUUUUACCACUUUGGAGCUCUUAAUACAACGCAUGGUGUUAAGAAACAGCCAGCUUGACGAUUGGCUCUUUAGAUAGCCGACAUUAUUUUCGCCUGAGAAACAGCUUGGCGCCAUUUGGUUACCCCAAGGUAGAGUGACGUUGGAAGUAUUAUAACGAGAGGUGAGUAUUCUCAAUUAGUUUGUUUAUGCAGAAGAGAUAGCAUAAGUCAGCUGGCACCGCUUAAGUUACGGGCGUGAAUCUAUUGAUUUUUAAUUCCAUAUAUUUGUCAUUUUUACCCUAUUUACAGGGAAAUAAACAGAUAUACCAUUGUAUGCCUUACAUAAGUCAGUUUUUUUUGUGGACAAGCUUUUUGUUUUUUACAGAUCAACUAUUGCAAAUGCGUAAUUCUGUUGUCCUGCUAUAUUUUAAAAUAAUGGCUGCCGCUAAUACAACCUUUUCUAUGGAACAAUAUCAUAAAGAAACGCCCUUUUACGAUGAAUUCACGCUGGCGAAACAUCUUAUUUGUGUAUACAAGAUAAAGGAGAAAGAAGAUGCCGUCUUUUUUAUUGCAAUGAAUAGAUCAGUUAUUACAACACAAACUAAAAUUUUACAUCCAACUGGUAAUUGUGUGAAAUCUUUUCUAGACGAAAUCGUCUCCAAUGAUGAGGACAUCAUACACGAUGUAGAUUUUUUACAAAGGUGCAAUGUUAGUUCAAAGGUACAUGCUCCAAACAAAUCGACGAAAAUUUUCGUUUUGGCGUUAGCAAGUCAAACCAAGUUUAAGGUUUUUGUGAGUUUUAAGCCAAUAUUUGGUAGUUAUAUUUCAAAUAUCGUAAACAAGUUUAGUCAAAGGCUUUUAAUGGAAAACAGAUUGCGUUGUGUAAAUACAGAAAAAAAUACCAUAUUUUGUGGAACAGUUAAAACAAAGGCCAGAUUAAGAAUUAAAGAGGAAGUUAUAAAAUUAACAAAGAGUGGACUUAAUGGUCAAUGGGGCGUCGAUAGCAAAAAGAAAUUAGUUGUUGAUAAUUUAGAGGUAAUAUAUUAUAUACAAGUCAAAUAUGUAAGUUGUGUUAACUAUUGUGUUGGAGUGAAACAUUUUUAUUUUGGAUUACAAAUAUUGAUAACAUGGCAGAGGCAAUGGCCCGAGUACUCUGAUUUGAUUGAAUGGUUCAGGUUGAUUAGGUGGUACAAAUUGAUUAUCGUUGCCAUUGGACAACAUACGGUAUUUUGGAAGUUAAUUGUGGACGCCCUAACUAACGCAUACAAAUCAACAAACAUAUUUGUGGUGGAAAUCAAUUUAAAUUUUGAUUUGAAGAUGUGUCACGAUUGUGUCAAUGUAGGACAUAAAGUGUCACUGUAUAUUAUUUUUCAAGAGAAAAUUUAUGUAAUUGAAUACGCCAAGUACCUAAAGGCAGUGAAUAUGGAGCAUUUGCCAAAUGUGGGUUUGAGGAAUUGUAGAUGGCUGGAUACAUCCAGGGUGUUACAAAUUGUUGAAAGUUUUAGAAAGAUAGGAUUGUAUUUUAUUGGAAACUCAACGUGGCAUUACAUAUUGUUCAACGGAACAGAAACUAAACAUAAUAUUGCAAUGACACAUCAAUUGAUGAGCAAUAGUUUUGCUAGAAAUUUGUUACUAUAUCUAGCUGAUUCACAUUUUUCUGUUGCGGCAGUACUUAUCAACAAUCUUCUGCUAAAAUGCACUGCAAUAAUUACUUUGGCUAAGGAGUCAAGUACAGCAGCAAAUACUUUGACAAGCACACAAUUGGCAUUGAUCAUUUUUGCAAACUCGGCUAGCCGAUUCAUAAUGGGCGCAUAUACAAAAUUGAAAAGUCAGAUCGUUUGUUUUUCUUUUAAUUUAGAAGGCGGUGCUUGUAAGUGCGAGCAUAUAUUACUAGACAGAGAUUUGUCUUACACCUUAAAGACAAUGUGUUUUGUAUACUUUACAAAACGAAAGACGAAUCGAAGCGGACUGUUUUACGGAUCAGAGACAAACAGUAGAAAAGUUAUUGAAGGUAGAAGCAGAUUUAUUUCUCAGAGAGGGGUGUGGUAUCAACACAAUUUUUAUCGGUAUGAUAGAUGGUUUCACCCUAGUAUGUUGUUUUCGUAUCAUAUCUUACAGAUAUUCACAAAUACCGUGGGCGUUAUGGCGCCGAUCUGGAUUCAGACCAUAACAAUUGGUAGGCGCAGGCCAACAGGUUCGAACACAGAGGGUGGACUGCUUAAGUCGGUGUUGGAGGUGAAGAAUGACUAUGCUGCUCUCGACAAACAGGCCACGGUCGAAAUAGGACUGGAGAAGGCUCCGAAGAAAGACAUGCAUCGAAAAGUUUUGGAUCCAACCAGUAUUCGAGGUGAACUUAUUGGUUCGAAUAAUCCAUGGAAAAUAAGAUGAUUGGAAAAUUUCAGUCAAAAUCGAAUAUUAGAUUUAGGGUUUUGUUUUGUUUUAUAUUUAGUACAAUUAAGAAUGUUUUGUAUUAUACUUAGUUACAAAUAACUUCGAAAAGGGGAAGAAUUGUAGUAUAUUACUUGCGCAUCCCUUGCGCUUUCCGAAAUGUCAGACGACAAUCGAGAGCCGAAGGGCUCGAAAGCGAUUAUAAUAUAUUAGACAUCAGUCUAUUCAGAAACCUAGCUCAACACAGUCGUUUUAUAGAUAACCAAUCCUAAUCGAAAGAAGCUCUUUAUCUUUGGCCCAUAUUGAUCCGCGUCCGCCGUAGUAAGUCCGCCUAAGUCUUCCACUUUGAGUUUACAAAUACCGUACAUA